UCGUUUGAUGGAUUCCAACCUUGUACAGAAUGUCCUAAGAAUUAUUUUUCUGACAAAAAACAGUCCAUGGAUUGUUUAGAAUGUCCUUCAAAAACUAUGACCUUGGGAACAGGAAGUAAUAAUAAUUCCAGCUGUGUGGAUGCAGAACAAAUUCUUUGCCCAAGAUGUCUAAAUGGAGCCACUUGUAGAAUAAUCAAACAUGAUUAUGUGUGCGACUGCCCUUUGGGCUUCCAUGGCCGAGACUGUGACCAGAUACAGGAUCUGUGUUUCUCCAAGCCUUGUUACAACGGAGCAACCUGUAACAGCUUCAAUGGGACAUAUACAUGUAUAUGUCCUCCAGGUGUGAGUGGAGAUUAUUGCGAGGUGGAUCUUGAUGACUGUGGCAAUUUACCUUGUCAAAAUGGUGGAAUAUGUGUCGACGGACUGGCCAAUUAUACCUGUGUCUGUCUCAAACCAUACUAUGGCAACAAUUGCGAGUUCGAUAAUUCUACCGAUAUAUGUGUAUCUAUGCCGUGUGACAAUAGCGGUUCCUGUAUUGCUGUAAACAACCUGCGGAGGAAAUGUGACUGUCCUCCAGGCUUCCGGGGACUGGAUUGCGAGGUCAACAUUGAUGAAUGCGCCUCCUCGCCAUGUCUAAAUGGAGGACUGUGUGACGACGGGGAUUAUUCCUACACGUGUACCUGUCCACUGUACCAGGGAGAUAGGUGUCAGACCCCUAAGAUCACCUGUGACAGUCUUACCUGUGGAAAUGCUGAUGAGUGCUAUAAUGACUACAGGACGGGACUUCCUCAAUGUCUUUGUAACCCCGGCUAUACUUUAGAGCAAGGCCAGAGUGACUGUUCUCUUUUGGAUGUUUGUGCAUCUUCACCCUGUCAGAGGGGCGGGACGUGUAUUAACGUCCCCAUGGGUUAUAUCUGCCAAUGUCCCGAUGGGUACGGAGGAUCACUCUGUCAACAUGACCUUGACGACUGUUCCUCCCAACCCUGCGUCAAUAACGGAACGUGUGAGGACAGAUUCAACAACUUCACAUGUCACUGUUCUGUUGGAUACUCGGGUAACGAUUGUUCAUCAGACAUAGACGAGUGUCUGAGUAAUCCUUGUCAUCCCGCUGGAACACGAUUCUGUAAUAACACCUAUGGAGGCUUCAUCUGCUGGUGUAACGAGGGCUAUUCUGGCUUCAACUGCUCAGUAAAUACAGACACGGAUCCCUGUCUCACCAACCCCUGUCUUCACGGAGGUACCUGCCGAAGGCAGAAUACAGGGUUCGUCUGUGAGUGUAUGGAUGGCUGGACAGGGCAGCAAUGUGAAACAUUGGUUGAUUACUGUGUAGAUAUCGGCAACCCUUGCCUCAAUAAUGCCUCCUGUAUCAGUCUGCAAAAUGACUUCUUCUGCAGAUGUACGAUUGGUACCUUUGGUCGAUAUUGUGAUAGACUCCCCGACUUGUGUUUCCGCCUUGACCCGUGCUUAAUCCAUGCCAACUGUACGGCAGAGGGGGGAGUCUUUGCAGGAUGUUCUUGUCCUUCAGGGUUCCUUGGCAACGGUUGCCAGCUCAUAGAAAACCAAGAUUGUACCAGCAAUCCUUGUCGUAAUGGAGCCACGUGCUCACUGGAUCCUAACGGUUAUAUUUUGUGUAACUGUGUAGAAGGUUACUAUGGACACAACUGCCAGUAUGAUGUAGAUGAGUGCGAGAACGUCACGUGUCCAGGCCUAGGGACAUGCAUUGAUGGCAUAAAUCGGUACUUCUGUCGCUGCCCCCUGGGUAAAUUCCCUCCGGACUGUAUAGAAGAUGCCACACUUACAUACGACUUGUGUUUUGACUCGCCCCUUGGAAGUGCUUCUUUACCUUUUGGUAUACCAGUGAACAAUCGGUUCAUGUCGAUCAGUUUUUGGGUGAAAUUUUCAUCUAAAUCUGGAACGGGAACCUUCUACUCCAUGUUCGAACAAUCCGACCCCGAUCCUCUAACUGACCGUACGCUACUUUUCCGUCUAGCCCACGACGGUCUUCACACCUCGCUUAAUACCACCGAAGAGGACAUACUCACCUUUGGUUCGUAUGCCAUAAACAGCGGGGAAUGGCAUUUCGUGUUGAUCACGUGGGACACAACAGUUGGAGAGAUCGAAGUUAGAGCUAACACUGUACGUGUGGUUCACCUGACAGACUAUCACCGGGGCAAACUUCUCAAUCAAUUUUAUUGGAUCACACUAGGGGACGAGUUUUCGCCGGCCAGUCUGACGUCAGUUCCGGGAGAAGGGUUCGAGGGCUGUAUAUCUCAAGUGAACAUAUUCAGUCGUAUACUGGACACCAACACAGAGCUUCCAAGCAUGAUGUUUAACACUUUCGCUGAUGGUACCCACGGAGACAUCUUACAAUGGGCCGAGUUUGAACUUUGGGGACUUGUCAGGAGAGUUAGACCGUCUACUAGAUUGGAGCCUGUGUGUACUAGCUGUUCAGUUCUAGACAGGACCAACCUAAAUCUCACCUGUCCCCCGGAUGUAUAUCUAGAGUCUACACUCCCAUAUAACACUAUAACAUGGAGUUCACCUCAACACGAGGAGGGCGUCACACUGACGACAAACCUGCUGUCGGGAGCAGCACUGUCUUCUGGCAGACACACUGUGAUAUACGCGACAUCAGAUACCAACAACAACACAGCCGUCUGUUCAUUCAGGGUCUAUAUCAGAGAAAACAAUUGUGAGUUCCCCGAUUUAGUUGGAGGUGUUACUAAGACCUGCCAGAUAGAUGGUGCUGACAAUCGAUACACUGGCUGUUCCUUGUCUUGUCCUGCUCGCCUUCACACACUGAGUCAGGCCACGCCCUUCUACACCUGUGGACCUCUCGGGUGGUGGGAUACAGAGACAGACCAGACGUGCAGCCCUACCGUCCCCACAUGUACAAAUAUCACCUUAACAGCCCAAGUGAAUGUGAAAGUGAGGUUGGUGUACCCUACCACCCUAACAACAUGUAACCUGGUCAAGAAUAGUUUGGAGACGUAUAUACGCGAGGAUAUCCGUACCCUAGACAAGAAAUGGAACAACAUGCUGUGUACCGAGAACCAGUGUCAGGAUGUUGUCCUUGUCGUUACAUGUGACUCACCAGCUCCUGUAGUGGAGUUUGCCAUCAGUAAUGUCGGAAUGAAUUUAACAUCACUGGAUGGAGAUUCUAAAAGUCCUGAGGAGAUUUUUACUCAAGCACUUCUCGACCAGAACAGAUUCCACUUCCAGAGUCUGAUUCCAAACACUAACCCUGUGAUAGAACAGUCCACGAUAGAAUCUGUACCCAUCUGCCCUGAUGAACACCUACUUGUAGACUCUAUGUGUGUUACAUGUGGGUUAGGGAUGUACCUGAACAUGACCACUAAGUCAUGUCAACAAUGUACUAAAGGAUACUAUUAUGACGGUUUCUAUGGAAACACUUCCUGUAGGGCAUGCCCAGAAGGAACCACAACUCAGUGUCCAGCAGCAGUGUCUUUGGACCAGUGUCAUGCUGUAUGUGAGAGUGGAUCGUUCUUCAAUCUGACUUCUGGUUCCUGUGAGUUGUGUCCCCUUGGUACAUACCAAAACGAAACUGGACAGGUCCGAUGCUUAGCCUGUCCUUACGGCCAAACAACUCUUCAGAACGGCACUAUGGACAUCAAACUGUGUUUAGAUAUGUGUGCAUAUGGGUUUGAGAUCAUUCCCCAGGGAUCAUGCAGUAAGUGUAAGGUGGGGACCUAUCGUGGGGACGGGAACGGACCUCUGUGUAUUUCCUGUCCCCAUGGGUUCUCUACACUUGGCAACGGCUCACAGACAAUCCUUAAUUGUACAGUAGUUGUAUGUCCCCCCGGGUUUAGAGCAGACAGCACUAACACACAAUGUGAGCGAUGUCCAAUUGGACAAUACCAACCUAAAUGGAACCAACUGAAUUGUCUCCCCUGUCCUGAGAACACAACAACAGAGAUGAAUGGAGCAGAAAACGAGACAAUGUGUGAAAGGUUCUGUGAAUCUGGCUAUGAGUGGGCAGGUACGGGUUGUACAGCCUGCCCUGUAGGACAAUACAAAAACAAUAGUCACGGCUUGCUGAGUCGCUGUUUGACAUGUCCCGUUGGGUACGUCACACCAAGAGUCGCUUCCAUGUCAUCCGCAGAUUGUAACAUAUAUAAUUGUACAGAAGGAUCAAAGAUAAAUGCAAACAUUUCUGGAUGUGAGUUAUGUCCCUUAGGAGAAUACCAACCCAGGAAAUAUCAAACAGAUUGUCUCCCCUGUGCUAACGGGACUAGUACUCCACACAUGGGAGCAUCAAAAUGCGACGUAUUCUGUCCUUCCGGUCAGCAGCUGAAUGAUGGCCAGUGUCAACCUUGUGAUAUAGGUCAUUAUAAGAACAAUUCCGCGGGACUGUUUGAGGACUGUAAGCCAUGUCCUGUUGACUACAUCACUGCUAACAAGGGAGCGACCAGCGAGGAUAUGUGUGUUGUAGGUAACUGUACGUCCGGCCAAUACCUAGUGAACACCACCCUGAACUGUAAGGACUGUCCUGUAGGGACAUACCAACCGGGAAAGUGGCAGAUGGAGUGUAUUCCCUGCCCUGCCGACACCACCACGCAGGGGGAAGGGACAACCCAACGGUCACAAUGUUUCUUGUUUUGCGAUGCAGGAUAUUCAGGAGACAAUGCAACAUGUGACCCUUGUCCCGUGGGAUACUACAAGUCCAUGGCAGGUGCUAUACCCUGCUCGGUCUGUCCCUCGGGCAACAGAACACAGGGUACUGGUGCUACGGACGAGUCGGAGUGUCGUGUGGCGGCGUGUAAGCCUGGUACCUACUUACUGAACAAUUCCUGUGAAUUAUGUCCCUAUGGUCAAUAUCAGACUGAUCGAUGGCAGGAUGAUUGUGUCCCAUGUCCCUCCCAGACCACGACAUACAGACUUGGGGCAGCACUAGUGUCCGAUUGUAUCGUGGAAUGUGAUGGUGGGUUUGAAUACAACUACACCAGUAGUCUGUGUGAAAUGUGUGACCGGGGCUACUACAGAGACAAUGGUGACCCUAGCCAGGACCGAUGUCAGCCCUGUCCUACAGACACAAUAACCGCCAUGGGACAAAUCAGUACCAGCAUCCUCUUCUGUUUUAUGGCUAAUUGUACUAUUGCGGGUGAAUACCGUCACCCUGGUGAGAAUAGAUGUCGGCCCUGUCCAAUAGGCCAGUAUCAGGACCAAAGGUGGCAGGAUAAGUGUGAGAAGUGUCCAGACAACUAUACCACCUUUAUAGAAGGAGCAUCUUCCAGAAACCAUUGUCAAUUGGUUUGCGAACUCGGUUACCAGGAGGACAACAACGCAUGCGCGCCGUGCCCUGUAGGUACCUACAGACAGGAUGGCCAAUGGUGUCAGAACUGCUCCGUCGGCAGGACAACGUCAUCCAGGGCAGCGACAGACGUCAACCAGUGCGUGCCAAACUGCACACUAGGACAAUACUAUUCAGAGGUGAGUGGAACGUGUGAGUUGUGUGGUCGUGGGACGUACCAGGAUGAGCCGUAUCAGACAAAUUGUACACAGUGUGGAUUGGGAACCACAACAAGGACAGCCGGAGCUACGACCAGCGACCAUUGUCUGUCAUUUUGUCACAAUCUCAUCCACAACUGCUCUGAUCAUGCCCAUUGUGAGGUGUAUGGCAAAAGCUUUACAUGCAUGUGUCAUGCUGGUUACCUGGGUGACGGAUAUGUUUGUCUUCAUCGCUGUGACACUAUGGACUAUUGUUUGAACGGUGGAACGUGUUUGCUCGACGUCUCUCAGAGUAUUGGGUGUCAAUGUAACUUCAAGUAUACAGGGGACAGAUGUCAGUUCCGCCAAGACGUAGAUUCUAUUGCCCCACAGACAUGGACCAUCAUUGUAGGAUCCGUGGUCGGAGGCGUGGCUUUCCUCACUACUUUCAUCAUAGUGAGCGUGUUAGUCGGCGUCACUUACAGGCGCUAUCUAUCAAACAAGGCAAAGCUUCCUCGUAAAUCUAUGGAAAGCAGACACAAGUCCAGACCGUUCGCCACAAGAGCAACUCUAGGAAACUACAGCAAUUCCACAGGUUCGCCAUUCAGCUUAUCUGUAGAGAAGACAAACAAAUUCACAUGGAGUCCAAUAGAAGGGAACAGAGCUGACGCCAAAUAUAUCGAUACAGAUUAUGACGAUGCCGUGUACGAGCCGCCAGGAGAUCAGCCAUGAGCCAUGAGGAAUGUAUUUAUAAUGGACACAUGUAAAAAGUAUACAAUUAAAGCAUGUUGAUUAUUUCUAGGAUCAUCGAACUCAAAUACAGCGCGUCGUGGCGAUAUGGGAUUCGUGUCGACACAACACAAACAAUGUAUUAAAGUAAUGGUCUUCGUCUAGGAUCCCGCUUAACUAAACAUACAUAUAUUGCUUAUUAACAAAUUGCGAACUCCCGGAGAAAGUUUUGUCUAACUAAGUGGUUCUCUGUCAUUUGCUAUUAAAACAGGUUCAUACAUCCUUUACAAGAAAGGAAAUGUAAAUAUUGUAAAUCAAAUUGUGUUGAGGAUGAAACUCACUUUUUUAUUGACUGCGAUUUUCAUUCUGAUAUUAGACUUAUGGUUUUCGAUAAGGCAGAAGUGAUAUCACAAUUUUUUUUAAACUUUUUGAAUAGUAAAGAUAAGCUGAUAGUUCUUAUGAAAGAAGAUCAUUUACAAAAAGAUGUCGCAAAAUCAUUGUUUUAUAUGCAUCAGCGAAGACAGAACAUUUUAUCAAAUGUUUAUUAAAAUGAUUAUCAUAAGAAAAUAUUACAUGUACAGUAAUAGUGUCUCAUAAGCCAAAUAUGGCUGGGUAUUGAUGUAUUUUAAUGUUUUAAUGAACCUAUGUAUUUUAUGUAUAAUGUAUGUAUCAAUACGUGACACUUUAAUAAACAGCGUUGAAUCAUUAUCGUUCUAUGUAACUUAGUGUAAUAUAUUCCCGGUUAAUGAUAUAUAGAUUGUCUGUACUGAUUCUAGAUCACCAAUUUAACUUUUACAACAAGUUAAGCCUGGCGAGUGUCGUAGUGACCUAAAUUUAUAUGGAGGGUGUCGUAGUGACCUAGAUUUGUAUGGUGGGUGUCGUAGUGACCUAGAUUUGUAUGACGAGUAUUGUUUGUGAAGUUGAAGACGCUUACUAUUCAGGAUCACCUGGUCUUAUUCCUGUACAUGAGUCUCCGUGUAAAUCUUCUUUUUUUUUUUAAAUUUAUACCCUGCCCUCGUUUAAUUGAUUUGAGUUUGAUUUAUUGCUCCCUGCUCAUGUUGGUAUUCUUUGUUGUUCUUGUAAUUAUCAAUUAAUUGUAAUUUUUGUAAGUAUCAUUUGUAUUGGUACAUAUUUUUCUAUGUUCCUCGGACAAUAAGUGUUUGUUUGUUUGUUUUUUUGUAAUUUUCGAUCCGUAAUCAUAUUAACGUACUGGAAUUUACAUAACAUGAUGAGCAUGACGAUCUUUGGAUAUUUACUUACUGAUAAGUUAUAUUGUUUUUCAUAAUUUAUAGAAUAAAAUCUUACAUUUC
Messenger RNA from Pecten maximus, 7487 nucleotides. RefSeq lists its product as uncharacterized. NCBI's taxonomy places the organism in Eukaryota, Metazoa, Mollusca, Bivalvia, Pectinida, Pectinidae. Bases 67 to 6180 code for a protein of 2037 amino acids. The transcript is spliced from 39 exons. The record is from RefSeq and is a predicted model, not a curated record. Gene Ontology annotation, biological process: heterophilic cell-cell adhesion; establishment or maintenance of epithelial cell apical/basal polarity. Gene Ontology annotation, cellular component: protein-containing complex; plasma membrane. Gene Ontology annotation, molecular function: calcium ion binding.